Ostrinia nubilalis (European corn borer) is the source of this 2822-nucleotide messenger RNA. Its product is annotated as pyridoxal-dependent decarboxylase domain-containing protein 1. Gene Ontology annotation, cellular component: intracellular membrane-bounded organelle. The transcript has 21 exons. The coding region runs from base 84 to 2822 and encodes 912 amino acids. Lineage: Eukaryota; Metazoa; Arthropoda; Insecta; Lepidoptera; Crambidae. The record is from RefSeq and is a predicted model, not a curated record.
CACCCACGUCAAAACAUUGAAAAAGUGACGUUUACAGAUUUUCAUGUUGGUGUAAUAAAAUUGCAAUAAAUUCGCCACGCAGCAUGGGAGAUACACCAGCUUCAGAUUCCGAAUCCAACAAACAAAGCCCGAAAAGCGAGGCUUCCCCUGAAGAGGGCCGGCGUCCGUUUGGCGGGCUAGAAUUCCAGGUUUCAGAAGUGGUAGGCCGGCUCGAGGCCGGCGUGAACGCCCAAGAUGUGGCGGAAGAGGAAAAAAAGCCGGAACCGCGUAAAAUCAGUGCGGGGUUCUUCGAGCCCGAUGAAAUGCCAAUGGAUGAGAUUUUGAAGGUUUUAGAGGAUCUGGUGUUGAAGACUGACACUAAUUGUGAGACUAUGGAGCCUCCGUUGCUGCCUACGGAUGCUGUGACGAGAGCGACGAUUCUGUCUCAUAGUAUAUCCGCGUUGUUUGGGAGGCUGGAUCGGUCUCACGCAGCGAGACUCGGCGCACACAUAGCGAGUGAGACCACUCGCUGGAUGGCGCACAUGUUCAGACUGGCGGAUUACAAUGCGUUCUAUCACCACGAGCACUUGGAGGGCCUGGUUCGAGUCACACGGAUGCUCCUGCACCACAGAUACCCUCGCUAUUUGGAGGACGGAGCGCUGGCGUUCACAAACCGGCUGCCCUGCAUAUACAGCUGUGUGGCCAGUCCACUGGGCAUAGUGCAGCACCUCUGCAGGCAACUGGGCCUGCCGCUAGCCUGUGUCAGGCCUGUGCCGGUCAAUGCUGAUGGCAAGGGCAUGGACAUCGAAGCUCUAGAGCGCCUAUGCGACGAAGAUGUAGCGGCCAACAAGACGCCCCUACUAGUGCUGGGCGAGGUGGGUGCCCCCCCGUUAGGCUGGGGGUCACCGCUCGCCACUUUGGGGGCCAUUUGCACUAGGAGGAACCUGCAUUUGCAUGUGAGGGGCCAUGCUUUGGCUUUGCCCGCUGCUAGUGGAAGAGAUCAGAGUUUCAGCAUAGCAGAUUCAGUCACACUAACUCCAGGGCCUUGGUUUGGAAUACCUGGACUGCCUACUGUUACAUUUUACAAAAUACCAGAAGCGAUCACUGCCAACGAUCACUCAAAAGCUGUUAGUUCGGUGGGCAGCAGGGAAGGCGCGCUAGCAGCCCUGGCAGGGCUGUCAGGCGGCGGCGGGCGUCUGCCGGCGCUACCGUUAUGGACGUGCAUCCGAGCGGCGGGCGCGCGCCGGCUCACGCAGCGUUUGAACGCCGCGUUUAGAUCCGCACGCGCCGCGCAUACGGUGGUGUCGCAGGCGCAGCUUAGGCUAUUGAGCGAUCGACCCGGCGGCGAUGAGCCUCCAAAUGUAGACAUAGUAGAAGCAGUGAGCCAAGCGUCCGCGUGUGUAGCCUUCCAGUUUGCGCCGCCAGACGUGGAGAAGCCGCCGCCGUACUACGACAAGCUCAACUCCUGGCUUGGACAAGUGCUGCAGAGAGAGGCUGAGAUGCUAAGCAUAGAAGUAUGCGAAACAGAAUCCCACGGCAUAGUCCUCCGGUACUGUCCUUUAGAAGGCUCUUUGCUUGAAGAAGACAAAGUUGAAGCCUGGGCCGGCGAGUUAGAAGCACAACUACACGUGCUACACGCGACCGUGUCCCUCAGAGACCCCUUCCACCAAAGGGUUAACGAGCAUCCGUACUUGAAGUUGGUGCAUGUACCCGGCUGGGCUGGUCUAGGCGGAGUCCGGUUCGUGCCUCCAGGCUGGGAGGAAGCGUCGCCAGAUGACCUCAAUGCCCUCAACCGACAGUUGGUUGACACUCUACGCGAGUCAGACGGAGCCUUCUCUUGUGGGGACGGGGAAGACGGCAUGGCGUGUCUGGUUGACACUCUACGCGAGUCAGACGGCGCCUUCUCUUGUGGGGACGGGGAAGACGGCAUGGCUUGUGUCAGCAACAGCUGGUUGACACUCUACGGGAGUCAGACGGAGCCUUCUCUUGUGGAGACGCUGGUUGACACUCUACGGGAGUCAGACGGAGCCUUCUCUUGUGGGGACGGGGAAGACGGCAUGGCGUGUGUCAGCUGGUUGACACUCUACGGGAGUCAGACGGAGCCUUCUCUUGUGGGGACGGUGAAGACGGCAUGGCGUGUGUCAGGGAACCGACGGUUGGUUGACACUCUACGGGAGUCAGGCGGAGCCUUCUCUUGUGGGGACGGGGAAGACGGCAUGGCUUGUGUCAGAUUCGGCAUGGUCACAGCUGAUACGGACAUAGAGGAACUACUAGAGCUGGUGGCGACGGCCGGCCGCGACGUGGAGGAGAGGUCGCGCGUGCUCACAGACAUGAGCGAAGUCGUCAAGAAAGGAAUCGAAGCAGCGCAAGCGGAUUUGGAGCGCGAAAGUGCGGAACGACUAUGGCAGGAAGGGCUUCUUCGACGCGUGCCCGUGGUGGGCCGCGUGGUGGACUGGUGGUCGCCCAGCGCCGCGCCGCCGCCUAUUGGCCGAAGACUACAUCUUGGGCUGGGGACUUUGCAGACUACUGACGAUGUUUACAGGAAGGGCUCCUUCGGCGCGUGCCCGUGGUGGGCCGCGUGGUGGACUGGUGGUCGCCCAGCGCCGCGCCGCCGCCUAUUGGCCGAAGACUACACCUUGGGCUGGGGACUUUGCAGACUACUGACGAUGUUUACAGCCAAGAGGCUAUGGCAGGAAGGGCUCCUUCGACGCGUGCCCGUGGUGGGCCGCGUGGUGGACUGGUGGUCGCCCAGCGCCGCGCCGCCGCCUAUUGGCCGAAGACUACACCUUGGGCUGGGGACUUUGCAGACUACUGACGAUGUGUACAGGUCAGUUGAUAAAUAG